CACUCACUAACUGUAAGUCGCUCUGGAUAAGAGAUGGUUAAGAAGAUACAUUGUCGAAAUGGGCGUGGUUUAUAACUUUGUGGCUGUGGUAACUAGUGACGACCGAAUAUCCCAUGCAGUACUAGCAAAGAUGGUGGAUUUCCUCUAGCUAGCUAAUGUUAGCUCACUCGUAGUCACAGCCACUGGCUAACGUUUGCCAUUCAAUUUAACUCAAAAUGUCUGUUGUCUUUGUACCGAAAAGACAAAGAGGAAAAGCUCAGAUCAACCAAGAAACCAUCCAAAGAUUGCUGGACGAAAAUGACCAGCUGGUAAGGUGCAUCACAGAGUACAUGCAAAAAGGACGAGCAACGGAAUGUGUACAAUAUCAACAGAUCUUGCACCGCAACAUUGUUUACCUGGGAACCAUAGCAGACGAGCCAAACCUGGCUCCAACCACAAACGUCCCAACGGAGGCACCAACAUUGACAGCCCAGAAUGGACAUAAAGCCAUCACACAAAAUGGCCAAUCAUUUCCUCUGAACUGAUUCACAUCUUUCAUUCUUUUCAAUUAAAAAUAUAUAAAGUUUGCUUUCCUUA
Coregonus clupeaformis (lake whitefish) is the source of this 576-nucleotide messenger RNA. It is a transcript of the gene ss18l2, whose product is annotated as ss18, like 2. The record is from RefSeq and is a predicted model, not a curated record. Gene Ontology annotation, cellular component: nucleus. NCBI's taxonomy places the organism in Eukaryota, Metazoa, Chordata, Actinopteri, Salmoniformes, Salmonidae. Gene Ontology annotation, molecular function: transcription coactivator activity. Gene Ontology annotation, biological process: positive regulation of transcription by RNA polymerase II.